GUAAGAAUUCCCUUGCUCUGUUCGCCACGUCUUGUAGCAAGGGUAGUCAGGUGGCUGGCCCUCCAGCAUCCACGUGUAGAUAACGGUUCUAAAAUAGUUUAAAGAUCAAGAUUUUGCGGAGAAGUUUGUGGCAAGACAGGAUGGCCAGGCUUGUAGUAGUGUUCGUCGCGCUGACAAUCGCGAGCAGCGCGGUUGCUGCUCCUUCCAGUGGGUUUGAACAGGUUGUACAGCUCUAUUCAGCUGAAGGCUCCGAGAGUUGUGGACCCAAGCUCUCAAUUGAGACCCCGCAUUGCAAGAUCGAGGCAAGGAAGAACGGCUACGAGCUCCGCAAGUAUCCCGAGGGACAGGUGUGGGUGGAGACUCUGGUUGCAAAUUCAUCCUACUCGGCAGCGGUUUCCGUGGGCUUUUACCGUCUCUUUUACUACAUCUCUGGUAAGAAUGAGAAAGGCGAGGUCAUAGAAAUGACUGCCCCGGUUUUGGUUCAUCCCUACGAGGAGCGUGGAGGAUACAAAGUCUCCUUCUAUGCACCAAGCAGAUUUAAGUCUCACAAGGACCUCCCAAAGCCCAUGGACAAGAACGUCAAGUUCCUGGUGACAAAAGAACAUACUUACGCGGUGUCCGGGCCUUUCGGAGGCUUUCCAACCGAGCCUGACUACGAAAAGAGGCUCAAGGCCUUGAAAGAAGCGCUGGACAAGGACGACGUCGAGUAUAACGGCGAGAAAGUCUACUACGCCGGGUACAGCAGUCCUUUCGAGUUUGUCAAUCGGAAGCAAGAGGUCCACUUACUCACCAAGUGAGAAAGCGAGCGAGCAAGCCGGCCCAUGGGAUUCGCAAGAAGCCUGGACUGCUACGGUUCUACUUCUCCAUCACAAGCUUAAUUGGUAGCAGCGCGUACAGGUUCUUUAAAGUUCUUCUCGUUUUGGUUUCCUUGUCCGGUAUUUAUUCGCGCAAUGGUGAUGUGAGAGUGGUCUCUCAUUGAAUGGAGCCAUUUCUCCGGGCUGGCCACUCAGCUGUUUGUCUAGCCUAUCUUUUUUUCUUAGUUUGUAUUUCCUGGAGGAUGCUUUUGCU
This is a messenger RNA of Selaginella moellendorffii, 1068 nucleotides long. Its product is annotated as heme-binding protein 2. The record is from RefSeq and is a predicted model, not a curated record. Lineage: Eukaryota; Viridiplantae; Streptophyta; Lycopodiopsida; Selaginellales; Selaginellaceae. Bases 141 to 797 code for a protein of 218 amino acids. The transcript is spliced from 4 exons.